AUGAGCGUAUCCAGAGAAGUCGUAUUAGCACAUAUUAAGGAGUAUUUAUCAAGGGACAGUGCUUUUGCCAAGGUUUCCAAGGCUUUGUCCAAGGCUGUGGAGGCAGAAAACUUGGAAUUGCCAGAAGUUGAAACCAAGUUGGAAGAUGUGAUACCAAAGUCUGAAGAAGAUGCCAAAGUUGAAGAAUCCGACAGUUCUGAUUCUGGAAGCUCUUCAGACUCUGAUAGUUCUGAUUCUAGUAGUUCUGACUCUGACUCUGAUUCUGAUUCUGAUUCUGAUGAUGAAUCUGAUGAUAAAUCUGAUGAUGAGGACAAGACUCAAGAAGCCACUCCAGCAACUUCUUCUCAGAAGGAAAGUUCUUCUUCUGAUAGCGAGGACUCUAGUGAUGACUCUAGUGACGAUUCCGGCUCGGACUCCGAUUCUUCAAGUGACUCCGACUCGUCAUCGUCUGAUUCCGACUCUUCUUCAUCUGAUUCUGACUCUUCUAGUGACUCUGACUCUUCUUCGUCUGAAUCCGACUCUUCAAGUGAUUCUGAUUCUGAUUCCGAUUCCGACUCCUCUUCAUCCGACUCUUCUAACUCCGACUCUUCCAGCGAUUCCGAUUCAGACGAAGAAGAAGAAACCAAGCCUGAAUCCAAAAAGAGAAAAGCCGAGUCCUCUUCAGACUUCGACUCCGAGUCCUCUUCAGAUUCAGAAGCUGACUCAGAUCUUGCUCCAAAGAAGAGAAAGACAGACAGCUCUUCUCAAACUGAAUCUAUCAGUUCUGUAUCUACUUCUCCAGAACCAGCCGGUAUCCCAGCUGAAGUGGAACCAGAAUUGAAAGCUGGACAAAGAAAGCAUUUCUCAAGAAUAGACAGAACCAAGAUCUCAUUUGAAGACCACGUCUUGCAAGACAAUACAUACAAGGGAGCUGCUGGUACCUGGGGUGAGGUUGCCAACUCCAAAUUGGGAGCUGUCAGAGGCAAAGAUUUUACCAAGAAUAAAAACAAGAUGAAAAGAGGCGCCUACAAGGGAGGUUCCAUUACUUUUGCAUCUGGAUCAUACAAGUUCACCGAUUAA
Scheffersomyces stipitis CBS 6054 is the source of this 1059-nucleotide messenger RNA. It is a transcript of the gene SRP40, whose product is annotated as Srp40p. Bases 1 to 1059 code for a protein of 352 amino acids. The transcript has a single exon. The record is from RefSeq and is a predicted model, not a curated record. Lineage: Eukaryota; Fungi; Ascomycota; Pichiomycetes; Serinales; Debaryomycetaceae.